Centruroides sculpturatus (bark scorpion) is the source of this 1640-nucleotide messenger RNA. RefSeq lists its product as uncharacterized. Lineage: Eukaryota; Metazoa; Arthropoda; Arachnida; Scorpiones; Buthidae. The coding region runs from base 13 to 924 and encodes 303 amino acids. The record is from RefSeq and is a predicted model, not a curated record. The transcript has 4 exons.
UAUUUCAUUCCAAUGGAAGUAUUUCUAUUGCUGUUAUUAUCAUCUGCCGCCGCCACCACGGAAAAAUUAGAUUUGACGCUACACAUGGAACCAUUAAAACAUUCGGAAGCCAAAGACAAAUGCAAGAAAGAGAAUAGGAACUUGCUGUUACCUAGGGAUUUGGACGUAUUGGAGCGUUUUCGAAAUAAUUUACAGCUUAGAAUUAAUAAUACCGCGUGGAUUGGACUGGCAAAGAUUUCUAAAGGUAGGAAAAGUUCCUGGUAUUUCGCCAACGGCAAGAAAGUUCCGGACGAUUUCGAAUUUUGGGACGUGGACCAACCCGCUUCCGAUGGAGAUUGCGCUACUAUGGACGGUCGCAACAAAAUGCAAACCAGGGUCCUCAAGACUAAAUUACCUUUUGUGUGCGAAAAGAAGUUAUCUGGUAAACAGAAAUGCGACAAUGCCAAAGACAUGUGGAAAUACGACAAUAAAUGUUUGAAAGUAAUCCACACACCGGGAUAUUGUUCGGUGGCAAAAUCAAACUGCAAGAGACUAGGUGCCACCUUGGCCAUUGCCACAACACAGAAGGAAUUCGAAGACAUACAGAAAGAGAUAAUACUAUCGACUUUAGACAAGCGAGUAUGGGUGGGUUUGGAGAAAAUUAAUGGAAAGUGGGUGUUGGAAGACAACGAGGAACACCUCGAAAUCGAUAAAAUGUGGAUGGAAGGGAUUAAAAUUGAUAAAUACACCAAAUGUGCGGUACUUUCGACCAGAUUCGAUCGAUUGUUUCCGGUUAAGUGUAAUCAACACACGGCGUAUCCAAUCUGUCAAAGUAUGCAUAGAUUAUGGAAGAAUGUAUUUCAAACACUAAUAAAUUCAUCUGUUAAAAACACUAUUUUUGUGUUAAAAGUAUUAUUAACUUUUGAAUUAAUAAAUUAUGUAUGAAAUAAUCUACUAAUGGCGAUUUUUAAAGUCGAACAACUCGUCAUUAAGUUUCGAGAUAAAUAUUUUAUUAUUAAAAAUAUUGUACUUUUAAUCAUUUAUCAUCGUGAUAUUUUUUUUCUUUCCUUGCAACGCAUCGCUGCCAUUUUUAUAACGCCAAUAAGUCAAAAUGGAAGAUAAUGUCCAGAAUCUAAUUUAAAUUAAUAUGUAGAAUUAUUUUAAUUAAGUAAUAAAUGUAAUUAAAUGAUACUGGAAUAUGUAAAUUAACACUUUGACUGCCUCUCAAGGGAGUGCUGCAAUUUAUAAAGUGACCCUUUAAGUAUCUUUAAAUGGUGUUACAAUAUGUAAAUUGCCCUUUUACUGUCUAUAAAUGAUGCUGCAAUGUGUAAAUUGAUCCUUUUACUACCUCUAAAGGGUAUUAAAUGUGUAAAUUGGCCCUUUUACUGCCUAUAAAUGGUGCUCCAAUGUGUAAAUUGGUCCUUUUACUGCCUGUAAAUGGUGCUCCAAUGUGUAAAUUAUCCCUUUUACUGCCUAUAAAUGGUGCUCAAAUGUGUAAAUGGACCUUUUACUGCCUAUAAAUGCAAUGUGUAAAUUGGCCCUUUUACUGCCUAUAAAUGGUGCUCAAAUGUGUAAAUGGACCUUUUACUGCCUAUAAAUGGUGCUCCAAUGUGUAAAUGGACCCUUUUACUGCCUAUAAAUGGUACUGCAAUGUGUAAAUU